AUGACCAGCUGCAAGGACAUGCCCUACAAGGAGAGGAAGCGCCAAUAUGCGGCACUCCGACGUGCAAUCUUGAAGAAGAACAACCCGGCUUUGACGGCCAAAUUCUCUUUGUGUUCUGACGGUGAUCGGUUUGGGAUGCUCAAAUCGUUUCUCGUGAAUGAAGGAGUGGGGGCUAUAGAAAUCGAAGAGCGCUUCCAAACCUUCGUCAAGAAUUUGCGGACUGACAAAUACACGACGGUCACGAUCUUUCAGUUGGAGAAAAUCUAUGGCACCUCGGAGGAGGCCGCAGCCUUUAUCGAGGCCCUGAUUAAGGGGCAAGCUGGGACGCCGCACCCGCAGGCGCCAGGUGUCGCCAAGGCGAAGAUGUACAAGGUCCUGAAGGAGAUAGUGGAGGAGAAUCAAACUGGCACUUCGGGAUCUUGCAAUGUCAGACUUGGGGGCAGAGUGAAUGAAUCCUCGGCCAAACGAUUGCUUGCGAAGCAGCUGGGUCCAGAGCUUGCUGUACUAGACAACACCGCCUUUGUGGACAUGAAGACGGGAAAGAUCGCAUCCAAGACUCUCGGAUCUAGAGCUGUUUACCCAAUGUUUUCAAUUCUAGCUUUUCUGUGUUGUAUGUGA
Symbiodinium sp. CCMP2456 is the source of this 618-nucleotide messenger RNA. The record is from the annotation of a GenBank genome assembly. NCBI's taxonomy places the organism in Eukaryota, Dinophyceae, Suessiales, Symbiodiniaceae.